Messenger RNA from Chenopodium quinoa (quinoa), 1447 nucleotides. RefSeq names its product pentatricopeptide repeat-containing protein At4g21190-like. Gene Ontology annotation, molecular function: protein binding. NCBI's taxonomy places the organism in Eukaryota, Viridiplantae, Streptophyta, Magnoliopsida, Caryophyllales, Amaranthaceae. The transcript is spliced from 5 exons. Bases 299 to 1243 code for a protein of 314 amino acids. The record is from RefSeq and is a predicted model, not a curated record.
UUAUGUUUAGCUUUUAACAAUUUUAAAAAAUACUGUAUAAUUUGUCUUAAAAAAAUGAAAAAAAAAAAACUGUAGAAUUUCACUUUCCAAUUUGUAAUCCCAAAACAAAUGCACAAUUCUAUUGCACGUAGCUAUCCAGAUUUCUUAAACCCCCUCUUCAGUCUCAUCUUUUACUGCAAACUUCUAUAUCUGUAAUUAUUAGUUUGCAAAGCAGGAAAAUUUCUUUCUUCCUUUUCUUCAAAACUCCCAUAAAUGGGCGAAAAAUCUGCUUACUAAAUAGUGCGAAUUUUGAGUAUAAAUGUCGUUGAAACUCACACCCUUCAAUAAGCCAUACGUUGUAAUACCAUCAAUUUCCAGAAAUUCCAGCAAUAAUUUAUGUUCAAAUAUGCUUAGUUUGAGAUACCCUCCUCAAAUAAUUACCCCUAAUUUAGAAUCCAUUCGUCUUUCCAGAAAUUGCAGCUCAAGAUAUGUGGUUGUUUGUGGGUUAAAAGGUCCAAGACCCAGGUACCCUCGGGUAUGGAAGACCCAGAAGAAAAUUGGGACAAUAUCCAAGUCUGCUAAGCUUGUUGAUUGUAUUAAGGGUUUGUCAAAUGUUAAAGAGGAAGUAUAUGGCGCUCUUGAUGCGUUCAUUGCGUGGGACUUGGAAUUUCCUCUCAUCACAGUAAAGAAAGCAUUGAAGACCUUAGAGUAUGAAAAGGAAUGGAAGAGAAUAAUUCAGGUGACAAAAUGGAUGUUAAGCAAAGGUCAAGGAAGGACAAUGGGAAGCUAUUUCACAUUAAUGAAUGCAUUAGGGGAGGAGGAUAGACUUGACGAGGUUGAAGAGCUCUGGACAAAACUAUUUUCAGAGAAUCUGGAAAGCACACCUCGCAUGUUCUUUGACAAGAUGAUUAGCAUAUACUACAGCAGAGAGAUGUAUGACAAAAUGUUUGAUGUUUUUGCUGAUAUGGAAGAAUUGGGUCUUCGGCCAAACACUUCAAUUGUUUCAAAGAUUGGAGCUGUUUUUCAGAAGCUUGGGAAGAUGGACAAAUACAAAAAGUUGAACCAAAAAUAUCCACCGCCUAAGUGGGAAUAUCGGUACGUCAAGGGCAAGCGUGUCAAAGUCCGAACUAAGCUACCUGAUGAAUCCUCUGAUGAAAAUGUUGUUAUGGAGUUGAAUGAGCAAGCAGAGUCUUCUGAUACUGGUAUAGUUGCUAGUGAUAGUGACAAGGAACAUGACGAGCAACCAGAUGAGACUGCAGGAUGAUGAGGAUGAUGUUCUACCAAAGCUAGGGAGUAAAUGUAGUUAGCUGAUGUCUGUAAUAUAGCACAGAUAGCAUGUUAUACUAUGCAAUAUGGUUAAGCUACUUAUGAACGAGUAAUAGGAUAUGUAGCCUCAUAGUGUAAAAAUAACUUAACUUUCAGAAAUGAAUGCAGUUCCUUGUGAGUAAACUCGUAUUCCUCUUUCCUG